GGGCGCUCGCUGAGAUGACCGGUCUACAAAACAAACGCAGAGGCGGCAUAAUGACCCGAGCGCACUCUACAUAAGCCAGUCUUAGGAAGGAACGUCUGUCAGUUCUAUCCUCUGGCUAGCAAUGCGCACCCUACGGAUUUCGCUCUUCGUCUCUUGCCUCGCGGCAUCAGCCCGAGGACAUCUACAGAGAAUCCGGGGCACCGAAGACAGAGCGGAGCCGCUCUAUGCAACUUUCGGAUCCGUCGCGGGUGUGAGAUCCACUCCGUCGUACCCAUAUUACCCGGAGUCGAGGUACCCUUAUUUCGGUGGAUCACAUCCGGUCGAAACGGUUUACGAACCGGAGCCGAUCGAGCGGGAGCCCCCAAAGGUCAAGCCCAAGCCACCGAGUCCGAGUGACAAAGGUGGCUCUACAUCUUCGACUGUCGUUGUGAGCUCGACCGUCUUCAACCCAACUCCGCUUUACGUCGACAACGGAUACGUGAGCCCAUUGAGUGUCAUGCAGGGGGUUCCGGCGGGCGACUCAACAUUGGUCGUUGUGGAUCAACAAGGCUCCUUCGCUCAGCCGGUGGCUCAGCCUGUAUCUGUCAGCCUCGGAACCGUCCAGAACUAUGGAGGCUUCGUCACGAAUGGCGUAGUGGCGAACGCUGGCUUCGCAACGAAUGGCGUAGUGGCGAACGCUGGCUUCGCCACGAAUGGCGUAGUGGCGAACGCUGGCUUCGUCACGAAUGGCGUAGUGGCGAACGCUGGCUCCGUGAACGGCUAUGCGUCCCAAAAUGUCAAUUUCGUCAACGGCUACCCCCCGACAAAUGUUGUCAACCAGGGCAUCAAUACAGGACCAACCGUCUAUGUCAACAACGGAGGCGGGUUCCAGCAAAACUCAUUCUUCGCACCCGCCAAUCAGGUCUUCCAGGAUGUCACCGUGAAUCAAGGCGACCGCGUCUCACAGAGUGCGUCCGUGGGCGAUGGCAGCUCAAUCCAGCAGAAUGCCCGCUUCAAACGUAGUGAAGAAGUGUCGCAGCAAGCCGUCGUGAACCUUAACGAUGCGGCGUCAUCGGAUGCCCAGACUGAGCGUGACAGCAACGUCUUACAGGACGGCAGCGUGAAUCCUGAGGGCACGGUUCCGGGGGAUGCUGAAGUGCCGGCUCCCGAGAGCUUAGAGCAUUCAAGCAGGACUGAGCAGGACCCUGACGUGCUCCAAGAGCGUCAAACAGGUCUCGAUGCUCCUCAGCCGGAAGAUGAUGAUCGACAAAUCGCUGAACCUGAGUCGGAGACGGGCGAUGAGUCGGUGGAGAAGGAGAGCUCGCCCGAGGGAGACUGUGGGAUGAAUAGAGAAUUCUGCAGCGGCAUGGGCGACUACGGAUCCUACCCGAGCAAGGAUCCGAGGGGAGACUUCUUCCGUUGUUCUGCCUGCGUUCCACAUUUCUUCUUCUGCAGUUCAGGGACGAUCUUCGAAACCGCAUACGGCAAAUGUGUUUGA
Messenger RNA from Galendromus occidentalis (western predatory mite), 1477 nucleotides. RefSeq lists its product as uncharacterized. Lineage: Eukaryota; Metazoa; Arthropoda; Arachnida; Mesostigmata; Phytoseiidae. The record is from RefSeq and is a predicted model, not a curated record. The transcript is spliced from 4 exons. The coding region runs from base 122 to 1477 and encodes 451 amino acids.